AUGCAGUUUAUGCCCUGUAUUACUGCCACUCCACCAGAGCAAGUGAGCACUCAUGGGUCUUGCUUUUCUACUACUGGGAAUCUUGAGCUCCUAUUGCAAAAACAGCCACCUGAAACUGGCAGACUUGAUAUUUGCAAGUUCCUUGCCUUGACAGUAAUCAUCAUGGAUAGUGUGUUCUUAACAGAGGACAAAGCCAAUUCUGUGUUAAAAAGAUACCCAAGAGCCAACACGUUCCUGGAAGAAUUAAAGCAAGGUGACAUAGAACAUGAAUGCAGAGAAGAAAUCUGUAGCUAUGAAGAAGCAAGAGAAGCAUUUGAAAAUGAGGAAAAAACG
Messenger RNA from Nestor notabilis (Kea), 333 nucleotides. RefSeq names its product transmembrane gamma-carboxyglutamic acid protein 1-like. The annotation marks the transcript as partial. The record is from RefSeq and is a predicted model, not a curated record. NCBI's taxonomy places the organism in Eukaryota, Metazoa, Chordata, Aves, Psittaciformes, Psittacidae. Gene Ontology annotation, cellular component: extracellular region. Gene Ontology annotation, molecular function: calcium ion binding. The transcript has 3 exons.